This is a messenger RNA of Ascochyta rabiei, 1848 nucleotides long. RefSeq lists its product as uncharacterized. The transcript has 3 exons. The record is from RefSeq and is a predicted model, not a curated record. NCBI's taxonomy places the organism in Eukaryota, Fungi, Ascomycota, Dothideomycetes, Pleosporales, Didymellaceae. Bases 1 to 1848 code for a protein of 615 amino acids.
AUGGUUACCAUGAGCCAUAAGCCAUUGCCACCGACUCCCACACAUCCAGAUUUACAAUCAGUUCCGGAACCAGAUGGAAGAAACUUCAACGAAGCGCCGACAUCGUACCAAGCAUCAAAUCCUGAGUCCAAGCCGUUGGAUAUCACCCAACGGAUCGAGAGAAAGUUGGCCUUGUACAAUGCAUCACAGAAUGCUUUCAAACGUUGGGUUUUCGAGAUCAUUAGCUGGUUCAUAAGUGCUGUAUGCAUGGGCAUUAUCAUUGGCAUCCUCUUGGAUUCUAAAGACAAGCCUCUCAGUCAGCGACCGCUCGCUAUGAGCAUCAACAAUGUGCUGUCAAAGAUUGCUUCAGCGGCUCUCAUCCUCCCCAUCUCCGAAGCUAUUGGGCAGCUAAAGUGGGCCUGGUUCCACGGGAGCAGAUCAAGAGAUAUGAUCGACUUCGAAAUCUUUGAUAAGGCAUCGAGAGGAGCAUGGGGAUCCUUCUUGCUUCUCUUUCGCACAAGAGGUAGAUCUCUUGCCGCAAUGGGUGCAGUAUUGACUCUUCUCUUACUUGCGACCGAUACAUUCUUUCAGCAAGUAUCCGACCUGUCUGAACGGUGGAUCGAGCAGGGUCACGGUGACAUCCCUCGGAUCAUCCAAUACGAAGGCGACAACCAAAUCACGUUUCAGGACGGAUAUCCCUUAGAAAGCGAUGAGCUCAAUCUCCGACGCGUCACCCUGCAAUACUUCUACUACAAUGGUAGUCACCCCGUCACUUUCGGAAACGGAACGAGGCCUGAUAUCCCCCUCUCCUGCCCGUCGAGCAGAUGUGAAUGGGAUCCAUACGAGACACUAGGGGUCUGCAGCUCGUGCUCGGAUGUUUCUGAGCUGCUAACAUAUGGCUGCUAUACAACAAAGUUGGACUGGCUUUCAGACCUCAAGGGUAAAGAUGAUGUUUAUCCGAACGGAACGGCGUGCGGUUAUUGGUUAAACUCUACCAGCAGUGAGCCAGUCCUUAUGUCCGGUUUCAAAGUUGAAACGUCUCCAAAUUCGUCCACUGAAGGCGAAGCGUUACUGAUGCGGAUGCUCCCACUCAAUAGACCCAUCUCUUUGGCUGAGCGUCUAAGUGGUUUACUCUAUGGCGGUUCCAUCCGCUAUAAGGAUGUUUACGCACCCUUUCUAGACACACUGAUUGUGAGUGCAGUAGAUGGAACGGCGGAGAGCGUAUACAGCAAAAGGAGACCUGUUGCAAGUGAGUGUAUACUAACCUGGUGCGUUAAGACAGUCCAUUCUUCUUACUCAUGGGGUAACUAUGAGGAGAUUGUGACCGACACGUUCUUCAAUAACACAGGACGCGAACAUCCCGCACCUUGGGAUAGCACUCCGCUUGUUAUUGAUGGAGCAGAGUCCAACUGGGUUACUUUCAAACGCAACUACAGCAUAUAUCCAGCUUCGAUGGACCCAGCAACAGACGGCUUUGGAGUCUCGAAUGAGACCCAUACCAGAACACAAGUACUUUUCGAAGACAUUUUCCCAUCCUUGAUUACAGUUUCGCACCGUACUGCGCGGCCAAAAUGGAGAACUCGCGUCUCCUGGUGGUUAGCCAACUACAUUCGUUUUUACGAAUACUGCCCAUGGCUCGCACCAAAUGAUAUAAACACUUAUAUGGAAAGAUUUGCCACCGCUAUGACUGAUAGCCUUCGAACACACAAAAGCGCUGAAUAUCUGCCUGGACGAGCAUAUACACAGACGACGUUUGUCUCUGUCCAUUGGGAGUGGCUCACUUUCCCACUCACAAUGCUCUUUCUCAGUCUUACCUUCCUGGUAGCUACCAUCGUCAAGACCUCGAAUGGUGUGGAUGGAAGUAUGUAG